Acanthaster planci (crown-of-thorns starfish) is the source of this 1906-nucleotide messenger RNA. Its product is annotated as tyrosine--tRNA ligase, mitochondrial-like. Gene Ontology annotation, cellular component: mitochondrion; cytosol. NCBI's taxonomy places the organism in Eukaryota, Metazoa, Echinodermata, Asteroidea, Valvatida, Acanthasteridae. The record is from RefSeq and is a predicted model, not a curated record. Gene Ontology annotation, biological process: tyrosyl-tRNA aminoacylation. Gene Ontology annotation, molecular function: RNA binding; ATP binding; tyrosine-tRNA ligase activity.
AAAAAUUCAACAUGGCAGCCUCCAUGGGAAUAAAUAGUGUGAAAUGUUGCUUUGUGUUUGUCAAUCGAGCACUGGCAUGCUGGGGUAAGAGGCAGGUUAUAAUGUCAUUUUCUGGCCCACAUUUACUGAGAAGAUGGUACAGCAGUAAACGCAAUGUCUUGACGCUGAGUGAGAGAGGCGUCUUCCAUGACAUCUUCCCUGAAGCAAGUGAUCUACCCAAGUUGCUGACUUCUGAACCUCAGUGUAUUUACUGUGGGUUUGACCCUACAGCAGACAGUCUCCAUAUUGGUAACCUUCUAGCCAUCAUUGCGUUACUGCAUUGCCAGAGGGCAGGACACAACCCUAUCGCUCUGAUUGGUGGGGCAACAGCAUUGAUAGGCGAUCCCAGCGGAAAAACAAAAGAGAGAGCACCCCUUCAGUCUGCAGUGGUACAGUCCAAUGCAGCCUCAAUCAAGAGCAGUCUGGAGAGAAUUUUCACCAAUCAUGAGAGGUUUUUGUGGCAGGAGGACAGGCCACUGCCUCAAAUCAGAAUUAUGGACAACCACAGUUGGUACAAAGAUCUGAAUGUUAUCAAGUUCUUGUCCAGUGUCGGUCGUCAGCUGAGAAUGGGCAAGUUGCUUUCAAGACAAAGUGUCCAAUCUCGUCUGAGUAGUUCUCACGGAAUGAGUUUUGCUGAGUUUUCCUACCAGUUAUUCCAGGCCUAUGACUUCCUGCAUCUGCACCGCGAGUAUGGCUGUCUCAUCCAACUUGGAGGGACAGACCAACUCGGUAACCUGAUGACUGGUCAUGACCUGGUCCAAAGGGUCACAGGCAAGAAUGUCUAUGGCAUUGCUAUCCCAUUAGUGACAAGUUCAUCAGGAGACAAACUGGGCAAGACUGCCGGAAAUGCUGUCUGGAUAAAUGAGGACAAGACUUCGCCCUUUGACCUCUACCAGUAUUUCUUGCGUCUACCCGAUGCUGACAUUGAGCGAUACCUCAAGCUCUUCACCUUCUUACCACUGAAUGAGAUUGCUGAUAUCAUCAGACUUCACAAGAAAGCACCCAAGAACCGCAAGGCCCAAAAGAAACUAGCAGAGCAAGUGCUGUUACUUGUGCAUGGAGAGGCUGGUCUGAACAGAGCACUGAGACAGACAGAAGCCUUGUAUCACACCAGCCCAGCAAGCCUAGAGCAGCUGAAUGAUGCAGAGGUCAUGGAACUCUUCCAAGGAGCGGCAGUCACCAGCCUCCUCUUGGAACCAGGCUUCAGUAUAGAGAUGAUGCUGGACAAAGUCAAGUGUCUGCCCCAAGGAGAACGAGGCAAGUUAAUUCUACAAAGUGGUGGAGUGUAUAUCAACAAUCAACGCAUCACAGAUGCCUCACUGGUACUGACCAAAGGUGACCAUGUACUCAACAAUGGUCUAACGCUCAUCAGAGUAGGGAAGAAGAAUUACUACAUAGUGAAAUGGGUAUGAGGGCAGUCGGCACCCAAUUCCUGGAGGUCUUUUUCAAAUGUCCAUGCCAAUACCUAAAUGCAUUCCCUCCACGCUAGUGUAAAUGAUCUGGACCACGGUUCUGGGUAAGCCAGCUACAAUGGCUUCACUAUUUCAGCAGAGAAUGCAGUUGGGUGUUUUGAGGUGAAAACAAGAACAGCAAAGAUAAAGGUUUACAUGAUAAGGAAUAUUUAUCUGAACAAGGGUUGGCCAACAUAAAAAUAAGUUCACCAUGACAUUAUUCAAAAUUGUGUCUUGAACUGAAACAUCUUUAUUCACACUUUUCUUUCCUUAAUGAAGGUUAAUUUUUGUUACAACAUAUGCUAAUUUGCUGUCCACAACAUGUUAACCCCUUAACGCUGGGACUUUUUUCUGAAAGCUGACUCCGAGAAUUCCAGCCUCGCUUGGCCACGAAGGCCACCUGCCAAACCGCAAAU